AUGAACCUAUACAAACUUAGUAGAACCAUCUCACACUGUUCAUUUUACUAUGGCCUCUCAAAAUCAUAUUCGCAAGUGGCAACGAAAUCGAGGGCAGGCGAAGAUUUAGUACCUCCUUCUUUUGAUGAUAAUAAAGAAUAUCCAAAACACAUACAUGAGAUUGUAGAUCGCAUCAGUUCCUUAACAUUAUUGGAAGUAGCAGAUCUAUCAGAAUUGUUGCAGAAAAGGUUGAACAUUAAGAAUCCCGGCUCUAUGAUGCCUAUGAUGGUUCAAGCGCCAACAAACCAACCAUCUGAAGAGCAUGAAGAACAGCAAACACCGACCAAAAUGUCAUUCUCAGUAAAGCUUGUGAAAUUUGAUCCUGCAAAGAAAAUCCAGCUUAUCAAAGAGAUCAAACAAGUUAUUCCGGAGAUGAAUCUCGUUCAAGCCAAAAAGUUUGUAGAAGGUGCACCUGCCAAUAUAAAGACUGACGUGAGCAAGGACGAGGCUGAACAAAUAAAGAAAGCAUUAGAAGAGGCUGGAGCAUCUAUUGCCGUUGAAUGA
Molecule: messenger RNA, 543 nt
Organism: Schistosoma turkestanicum
Lineage: Eukaryota; Metazoa; Platyhelminthes; Trematoda; Strigeidida; Schistosomatidae
Source: the annotation of a GenBank genome assembly